AUGUCUAGCAUAAUAUCUUUGAAUGCCAAAGAAAAUUACGACUUACACAACAAUGAUAGUAAUAUAGCAACACGAGAUGCACAGGCUCAUUUAAAGUAUAUUUUUGAAGAAUACGUGUUAAGACCAGAGUGUGAACGACAACAACGAAUGGCUAUUGAAAUGAUGCGCGAGUAUUUACGUGUUUGGCAAGAAAAAGUUGACGAGGAUAAUAAAAAUGUAAAAAACGCUAAUGUAGAUUAUAAUGGGUUAUUCGCUCGCGGGCCAUUCAAACAAAAAAUAAGAGACCACGGAGAAUUAAUAUCGGUACAGGUUGGACUACCCGAAAUAAUAAACGAACAAAGUAUACUAGGAAAUGUACGGUUCGUACAGUAUUGGAUUCAAGCUGAGGUAUGGUUUCAAAAUAGUAAUAAAUCAAUAACGGUGCGUGGAAAAGCAAGAUACAAUGAUUUUGUUGAUUUUCGGAAUCGAUUGGUUAGAGAGUUUGGGACACCUCAAAAUGAGCUUCCUGUUCUGCCUGGAAAAAAAAUAUUUGGACGCUUCGACCAUGACUUUCUACAGACUCGAAGCGAACAAUUGAGUCAAUGGCUAUCCGAUCUCAUUGUCAAUUUUGGUAGAAUCGAUCAAGUGCUCGAUUGGAUUAGUCGCGGUGCAUUGGGUUUAACCGAGUUGGACGUGUUAAGACGAAAAAAGAAACCAAAAAAACGGGAAAAAGACAAAAACUCCACUACCAAGUCCGCCAAGAAAAAGAAACAUCGUAGCGUUGAAAAAGUCGUAUCACAUCACCUGAACGAAAAAAUUCGAAGAAAAAGUACAAGAAUUUUCCACAUACUUACAAGAACCAUAGCAAUGAUAAUAAAAAAAGCUUAUUAUCAUCGUCGCAGCAUAUAUCCGUCAAAUAAUAAAGAAAAACAAUGUAUAUAG
Molecule: messenger RNA, 921 nt
Organism: Ambispora leptoticha
Lineage: Eukaryota; Fungi; Glomeromycota; Glomeromycetes; Archaeosporales; Ambisporaceae
Source: the annotation of a GenBank genome assembly